AUGGACCCCUUCCAAGAUCCUGGGCUGUCGCACUCUCACAACACCUCCGAAGACCAGAUGGCUUCAACCCCAGGGCGCAAGCGCGUCGUCUGGAGGGAAGAUACCGCUGCUGAACGCCCGACGUCAUCGGCGACACCUGAGGACAAUAACACUGGCUCAGGUAGUCGCAACACCCCCCUGCAAAGAGCAGAUCUCUCACAAGACGACCUCAGGAAGAUGAGAGAAUCUAUCAAGAUAGCCCUCUCAGAAGAAUACCCACAGGAAGCAGGAGCCACUCCACCCGCUCGCGAUGUACAAAGACCCCGUCCAGCCAUACGGAAAGCUCCUCGCACGCCACCAGAGUUCUACCUCAAUGAUGAACCCAACCCCUUCGAGGAUGAGCUUGAACGGCAACAGUCAGUCAGAUCGAAGGCCAAAGAGCGAUCGGGUCUUGAAGCUCACCGUAGAGCGGCAAAGCUUUCUCAGUCAAUGGGCACCUACUCAGCUCCAGUAUCUCGUCGCAACUCACAGGGCCAGAUGACCCCGCCUUCAGUGGAACCUCAAAGCAUGGAAGACGACGACGAUCCCCAGUUUAUGAAGCGAGCGUCCAUGCUCCUGCGCAACCACACUGUCCGCAACGGCGGCGUUGGUCCAGCGAUCAGCAUGGAAGACCUGUACCACUCAGAGCCUAUCCUCCAGUCCGGGCAGGUUACCCCAACAAACGCCGUCGAGGUCGAAGACGAACAUGUCGCGCGCCCGCGAAAGUAUCGAACUGGUGUUCUGGGGACGCUCCUGCAAGCCUCCACCGCUGCUGCUCAAGCCCCUAUUACUGCCGGCCGAUCAGGACGACCUUCUCACUCAAGGAACCUCAGCGCUGGGUACACAUUCAGUGGAGCUUCGACCGCGGCCAACUCACCGACCUCGUCACCGCCUCGAUCAGGGACUACAACGCCCCGCAGCAAACCAUGGUACAGCCGUCACCACAACAAUCAGUCUACGAAUUCCAUCUCUACGCUUGUCGGUAGUUCCGCUCGCAGCUUUGCCGCUCCUUCUCAGCAAGACCUGGGCAAUGAGUUCGUCGAGCAAGUUAGGAAGACACGCCCAGGUAUGGGUAAGCGUUCGAAGUCAGACGAGUCAGUAAAGAAGCCUAGGCGGAACCGUGAGAACGACCUGAAGAUCAAAAUUCACAUCGCUGGCACAUUGGCUCGACAGAGCUACCUUCGCAAGCUAUGCAAGGCUUUGAUGAUGUAUGGUGCGCCGACACAUCGUCUGGAGGAGUACCUCAACAUGUCCGCACGUAUUCUGGAGAUAGAAGCCCAGUUCUUGUACAUGCCUGGUUGCAUGAUCUGCGCCUUCGACGACACAUCGAUCCACACUUCAGAGGUCAAGCUCGUCAGGACGGCGCAAGGUGUCGACCUGGGAAAACUGCGCGAUGUUCACGAAAUCUACAAAGAUGUCGUCCAUGACCGCAUUGGUGUCGACGAAGCAACUCCUCGCUUGGAAGCCAUCAUGGGACGGAAGAACAAGUUCGGUCGCUGGCCACGAGUGCCCGUAUACGGUCUCGCUUCCGCUACCGUGGCUCCCUUCGCCUUCAACGCUCGACCCAUCGAUCUUCCUUUCUGCUUCGUGUUGGGUUGCAUCAUUGGCUGGCUGCAGCUGAUCGUCGCGCCUGGCAACGAGCUCAUCAGCAACGUCUUCGAGAUCGGUGCUGCCGUCAUUACCAGCUUCCUCGCUCGUGCCCUUGGCUCCAUUCGUGGCAGCGACGGAAAGGAGAUCUUCUGCUUCAGUGCUAUGGCCCAAUCUAGUAUCGCCCUCAUCCUUCCCGGUUUCAUGGUUCUUUGCGCUUCCCUCGAACUUCAGAGCAAGCACAUCGUAGCCGGCUCCGUGCGCAUGGUAUACGCCAUCAUCUACUCACUCUUCCUCGGUUUCGGCAUCACCAUCGGCACCGUCCUCUACGGCAUGAUGGACAAGAACGCCACAUCAAACACUACCUGCACCGACCCAAUGUCUUCGCACUUCUACUACCUCUUCGUCCUGGCCUUUUCGCUCUGCCUCAUGGUUGUUAACCAGGCAAAGUACAAGCAAAUGCCGUCCAUGGCCAUCAUCGCCCUCAUCGGCUACGUCGUCAACUUUCACAGCUCGCAGUACUUCAAAGCCAACGCACAGGUCUCCAACACCCUCGGCGCGCUGGCAAUCGGUAUCGCCGCCAACGUGCAUGCUCGCUUCGGUCGCCAUGUUGAGAAUUGGAGUCUGGAUACUUGGGAGCACAAGUUGCGUCCUCGCGUUAUAGCGCUGCGCAAGAAGUAUCUUCGCAACCGCCACGGCGCUAUUCGCCCCCUGCCUAAAGUCGAGCGCUCGGAGUACAGCACUGCCCACAACGACAGCGCGACGCAUUCGCGUGCAAGCUCUGUCAGCGAUUUUGUCCCCCAUACGCGCAAGAUCGGAUACGGGCUCGCUGCUGCGGCCAUGCUGCCUGCUAUUUUCGUGCAGGUUCCCUCCGGUCUGAGUGUGCAGGGCUCGCUCGUCUCUGGUCUCAAUUCUGCAGAUCAAAUUACACGAAACACAUCGAGCACUGCGACUGUCAAUGCUGCAGAUGUCACCGCUAGCAGCACACUCAAUAGCAUUGCGCUUAACGUUGGUUUCUCGGUUGUGCAGAUCGCGAUUGGUAUUACUGUUGGUCUUUUCCUGGCCGCGCUCCUUGUUUACCCUCUCGGCAAGCGCAGGUCUGGUUUGUUUAGUUUCUAGACGUUGUUACUUCCUUUUAUUUACUGUGCCUCGUUAGCGUGUUGUUUGGAGUGAAAGAAGCGAUAGAUCUGCAUCAGUGGCGUUGGUACAUAUGCAUUUGCGGGAGUUAAGAAGCUCGGGCAGCUAUAGUUAGUUAGAUUUCGGUGCUGAUGUGUUAAUGGAUUGCACACCCUGGUUGCCUGCGAGUGUCUCGAUUAAAGAUUAUGUACGUUGCUCGU
This is a messenger RNA of Macroventuria anomochaeta, 2942 nucleotides long. RefSeq names its product DUF1212-domain-containing protein. The record is from RefSeq and is a predicted model, not a curated record. The transcript has 2 exons. Gene Ontology annotation, biological process: transmembrane transport. NCBI's taxonomy places the organism in Eukaryota, Fungi, Ascomycota, Dothideomycetes, Pleosporales, Didymellaceae. Bases 1 to 2724 code for a protein of 907 amino acids. Gene Ontology annotation, molecular function: transmembrane transporter activity.